Molecule: messenger RNA, 1341 nt
Organism: Aspergillus ruber CBS 135680
Lineage: Eukaryota; Fungi; Ascomycota; Eurotiomycetes; Eurotiales; Aspergillaceae
Product: serum paraoxonase/arylesterase family protein
Exons: 2
Coding region: 1-1341 (446 amino acids)
Source: RefSeq, a predicted model, not a curated record
AUGGGGAGCUUCCUGAACAUCACUAUCCUGGCUGUCCUGGCCGCCAUGUUCGCAGGACCGGUAUACCGCCAGGUGACUUUGCUGGGAGUUCUCAGGAAGCCCAUUGAGAACAACCAGUACAUCGAGGGCCAGAAUCUGAUCAAGAUCGAGGAUACAAUACAAUGCGAGGAUCUGCAUUACCAUGCGCCGAGCAACAAGCUGUUUACAGCCUGCGAGGAUUCCGUGCUUCCGCGUUUUGAAUGGUUUCCGCCCAUGAAGGCGUUUAAGAAGCCGUCUCUCGCGACGGGCUCGAUUCAUGUCAUUGAUCCGAGGACCAUGAAGUCAACGCGACUCACGUUUGAAGAUGGCUUCUCCGGUCCGUUCAUCACGCAUGGAAUUGACGUUUUGGAGGACCCAGAGCGACCCGACGCCGUGUACAUUUUUGCCGUGAACCAUGCACCUCACCCCGCAUACCGUCCUGGUCGAUCGGACAAAGAAUGGGAUUGGGACGGCCCCAAGGCUCGCUCGCAGAUUGAGCUCUUCCACCAUGUUUUGGAUACCACGGCCGUGACGCACGUUCGGUCCAUCCGCCACCCGCUAAUCAAGACACCCAAUGACAUCUACGCCGAGAGUCCGUACUCCUUUUUUGUUACCAAUGAUCAUGGUUAUCGGGAUGGCGUGCGUCGUGCUAUCGAGGAUAUUGUCCCGUUGGCUAAAUGGUCCAGUACUAUUCAUGUGCGGUUAGAUGAGCUGCAGGCAGUGGAUGCCGAAGCGGCCAUUGAUGCGUCGAUUGCGCUGACAGGACUCUUCAAUAACAACGGGUUCGGCCACGGCAAGGCUGCGGAUGAUAUGCUGCUCACCAGCGCUGCAGGGGGGAUGUUGUAUUUAGCUCAGCCGGUUCGGGAUCAGGAUGGAGAUACCAUUUCGGUGAAGGAAGAAAUUCCGUUGGACAGCGACAUCGACAAUCCCAGCUACUUUACUGAUGUAUAUCGGACUUCAGACGAGGAUGACGCCAGUGGCUUCGUACUCGCUGGGCUGAGACGACCCAUUGAUAUGGUCAUGCAUCAGAGUGAUCCGACUGCCAAGGACGGUGUGAUGGUAUGGUACAUGCGGCCCAACACGACUGCCACCAGGAAUAGUGAGGGAGAGGGCGGAUAUCAGAAGAACGAUGAUGAAAAAAGCAGCAACAACGGAAGGUACGAAACCCGUCUGCUCUUCGAAGACGAUGGCACCCAUAUCCGGACCGCUGCCACAGCUGUUCUGGUGCCGAUUCCACUGCAGCCAGAACAGAGUAAGAAGGCGUGGUUAUUUGUGACGGGAUUUUAUUCGGAGAGCAUGAUUGCGAUCAAGGUUGACUUGUAG